Molecule: messenger RNA, 5692 nt
Organism: Xenopus laevis (African clawed frog)
Lineage: Eukaryota; Metazoa; Chordata; Amphibia; Anura; Pipidae
Gene: adora2b.S
Product: adenosine A2b receptor S homeolog
Exons: 2
Coding region: 1312-2328 (338 amino acids)
Biological process (GO): G protein-coupled receptor signaling pathway; adenylate cyclase-activating G protein-coupled receptor signaling pathway; G protein-coupled adenosine receptor signaling pathway
Cellular component (GO): membrane; plasma membrane
Molecular function (GO): G protein-coupled receptor activity; G protein-coupled adenosine receptor activity
Source: RefSeq, a predicted model, not a curated record
AAACUGAAAAUAGGUUUGUUUUGCCAGGGGGGAAAUCACGGGGGGAAUCGGCAGAGGAAGAAGAGGCAGAUUUGGAGAGAAUGGAGGAAAAGGAAUCACAUCUGUUAUCUCCAGUAGGAAGAAGAGUAAGAGGGAAGAGGUUUCUGAAUCUCAGGAGACAGAUUGGGAGUCACUGGAGGAGGAAGGAGGGAUUGAGAGCCAUGAGAGGGGUAAGGAUUCAGGUACAAAGAUCAGGUGGUAAAAGUUCGGACAAGUCUUUAAAUAAGAAACAAAAAGAUAAGUCUUGACAGGUGUCCUCCAUCGCCUCCUCCCUCUCGUGAGAUUGCGCUCAUCGUGUGAAGCUUGAAGAUUGCGCAUGCGGCUCCUGUCGCCUUCAUUCCGGGGCGCGAGUUGUUCUGCGCUAACGCAAGAAAAUCGCUCGUGCGUCAUGUCGCCCCUUGAUUGAUGCCGCCCUGGGCCUGACGCCUGAUAUUUAUUUAAUGAGCAUAAAUCUGAGCAGCAGUUGUAAUGGGGAUAAAGGAUCAUCUCUGGCUCAUGAGACACAAAUGGACCUACAAACUGUAAUCUGACGGCACGUGGGGGGAGGUAUAAUUUAAAAGCAUCACUGCUCCCCCCCCCAUUCCCUUUAUUGCGCCACAACUGGCAGUUUGAUCCAAUGUGAGCGGCGCGGGGAGUUUAGAGACUGGCGCUGUCCUUGCGCUGAGCACUUUUAUGUAGAAGCGACUAAAGACUCGGCUCAGCGUCUGAAGGCGGGGCGCUCAUAUGCAAAUCACUACCGAGCCGGCGUCCUAUUGGAGAGCGUGUAGCAAAGGGGGCGUGUCUGAGAAGUAGCAGGUUCCCACUGAGGCGCUUCCUACAAACUCCUGCGCGUGAUCUGUACAAUCAGCGGAGCUGCCCGUGUGUCUCAGUGAGAGAAGCGGCCGCUCAACUCCGGGACUAGCGCGUCGGACUGAUCGGCAGGAACAUUAUUAUACAAUUGGAUUAUACAAUUGUGUCUCACCGUUGAUGGACCCCACGGUGCAGACUCCCAUUGUAGAUGCCGGUCCCACCUGUGACUUGACUGACCCCUCCUGAAGCCUCACCCCUCGCAGCCAUUGGCUAAUCACUGACGUGGGCUCAUGUCAGCACAGGGUGGCGAGUAGUUGCCAGGGGCUGGUGAUCGCUUGGGGCGUGUAAUGUCUCUCUCUAGUUGUCUUGCUACAAGUCUAGUGCCGGAUUUCUGCACUGCUGUGGGUUAGUACAGGAGGAGGGGUCGCCGACCCCUCCUGUCCAGAUGCCUGUGGCUCCUGAGCAGCAGUAGUAGUAGUGGAGAUGAUGACAGCCAGCCCGGCGUACAUAGCAGUGGAGGUGAUCAUAGCCGUGUUGUCCAUCGCUGGGAACGUGCUGGUGUGUUGGGCAGUGGCCAUUAACAGUACUCUCAAGAAUGCCACCAACUAUUUCCUGGUGUCACUGGCUGUGGCUGAUAUAGCCGUGGGGCUACUGGCCAUCCCCUUCGCCAUCACCAUCAGUAUAGGGCUAGAGACCGACUUCCACAGCUGCCUCUUCUUUGCCUGCUUUGUGCUGGUGCUGACCCAAAGCUCCAUCUUCAGCCUCUUGGCUGUGGCCAUCGACCGGUACCUGGCCAUCAAGAUACCACUCAGGUACAAAAGUCUGGUAUCUGGGAAGCGAGCAAGAACUAUCAUUGCGGUCUUCUGGAUCUUAUCAUUUGUAAUUGGCUUGAUCCCUCUUAUGGGCUGGAACCGAUUGGAUGAAAACUGUCCUCAUGAACCAGCCACAAGCCAUAACUGCACAGUUCAGUGUUUGUUUGAAAAAGUGGUGACCAUGAGCUACAUGGUAUACUUCAAUUUCUUUGGCUGUGUGCUUCUCCCUCUCCUGAUCAUGCUGGGGAUCUAUAUCAAAAUCUUCAUGGUCGCCCGUAAGCAGCUCAGACAAAUUGAAUUGAAGUGCGUUGGGUCGGACAGCUCACGGACUACCCUCCAAAAAGAAGUCAAUGCUGCCAAAUCACUGGCCAUUAUCGUUGGUCUGUUUGCCUUUUGCUGGCUUCCCAUCCACAUUCUAAACUGUAUCACACUCUUUGAGCCCAAUUUUUAUAAGACAAAGCCAGGGUGGGUGAUGUACAUGGCGAUUAUCCUAUCCCAUGCCAACUCCGUUGUCAAUCCCAUUAUAUAUGCUUAUAAAAUUAGAGACUUCCGCUACACGUUCCGAAAGAUUCUUUCAAAGUACAUUGUCUGCAGGAAGGACAACUUUUCCAAGUGCCCCAAUGGCACCAUUAGCCAUAACAGACAAUUGCAAAUCAGCAGUGUAAGUGCUGGAAAUACAGUCAUGUGAUCGUUCUCUUUGUGCCUCAUUCAUCUUUCUGAGUGUGGCCUUUGCAGUGAAGAUGAUGCGCUUUGGGUUUUAUUUCUUACUGGGACCUUUGUGGAUUUAACAUUGGAUCGUUUUUGCUGCUGCACUUUUAAGACGUUGCCAGCAGUUUUGUUGCAAGGUUUACAGACAACCUUGGUAUUCCUCUUUCUGGACAAGCUGAUUUAGUUCGUAACAGCCUUUUAAUGAUAUCUACUUGUGCGUAGUUUCUCACUCAGGAGAUUAAAUAGUACAAAUGAAUAAUGGACCAACUCAUGGCUGAAUUGGAAAGCAUUCCAUCAUUGUGUUUAUCAGUUAGCAAUGCACAUAACUCCAGAGUUCAUUUAAGUUACCUCUACCUUUAAUGGCCAGUAGUCCUUCUAAACAGGUUUCUCUUAUACGGAAGAACAAAUUAUAACACUACUACUCUGCUAUAUAUUAAGUUGAGUUGAUAAAGUGCUAAGAAUAGGCCAAUGGGCUUUGCACAGUUGGAUGUGUUUGGCUUCUCUCACUUUAAUGAAACUCUUGGCUCUCUGAUUGCUUUAUUUGUAGUUAUGAUGAAGAUAGAGUUGAGAGCCAGUUGACCAGGUUGGAUGUCUCUUAUACUAAGUCAUACAGAGGCUGUGCUGAUUUAGAAGGGCACCAUGGGAAAGUCAUGAAAUGGAAUAUAAAGCUGGUCGUAGUAGUUAGCGCCAGUGGAAAGGUCAAUGAGUGCCUCAAUCUCAAGCAAAGGUGGGCUCAGGGAAAGAAAAUGACCAUGAAUAAAGUACACAUAACCUACAACCCUUGGUUGGCAUUGGGUUGCUUGCAGUUUACAGACUGCAGGCUGAACAAGAUUUAAACCAUUUAUUGAGACCCCCCUCUGGUGCAACACUGGCCCUUAAGGUAAGGGCACAUGGGCAGAUUUGGGAGAUUAGUCGCCCCAACGACAAAUCUCCUCUUCUUUGGGGCAACAAUCUCCCCAAACUGCCUUCCCACUGGCUAUAAUGAAAAAUCGCCAGAGGGAUUGCACUUGCGGUGCUUUGUCUUCCGAAAUUACCAGAAGUUUCCUCGUGAGGCAACUUUCGGGUGACUUCUGAAAAAGAAGCGCUGCGAGUGCCAUCCCGCUGACGAUUUUUAAUUAUAGCCGGUGGGAAGGUAGGGGAAGGCAGUUCGGGGAGAUUUUUGCCCCCAAGAAUAGGCAAUUUGUUGCCGGGACGACUAAUAUCCCGAAUCUGCCCAUGUGCCCUUACCUUUAAAAAGCUUGCUGGGGUCUAGUAAGCCAUCCUAAUCAAUAAGAUGUUCGAAUGUUACUAGACAUGUAACAAGAGUAGCAUAUUUUAUUAAAUUACUCCCUAAGUGUUAUUACUGGGAACAAAGUUGUACACAUAUUAUGUGUAAGCUUUAUAUAUGUUUGCUUUACAUUUAAAGGGAAAUUAUUGUGUGACUUUAAAGCAUUGCAUGGGAUGAUUCAGUAAGAGAUGAGAUGGGCUGUUAGUGGUGUAUUAAGAUGCUUCUUUCCCCCCCAUUUCCAAACAGAAUCAUCAGUUAGUCCUGAUUUGCUUGAAGCUGACAUAGAGCUAUUUCUAUAUGAACUGUAUGCAUUCUGCUACUGCCCUAAAUAUGGUAGAUACACACACUCAUUAUUUAUCUGUAUCCAUGCCACCAAGGUGAACCACUGAGAAAAACCAUUAAAGGUCACAAGGCCCUGGGACAAGUUAAACAUGUUACCCCAUAAUCUCAUAUGGUUCAUACACAUUAUAUUGCUCUCUGUAUAUUGAGUAGACCUCUGGAGUUAAAUCAUUGGUUGUUUGAUAGGAUUCAGUAGGAGCGCAGGGCUCCAUAUUGUGAUGGAUGAACUCUGGCUUGAACCUGAAAGAAAUGCUAAGAUAAAGGACAAGAAUGGAAAAAAACACCACCACCAGAUCUUUUAUUUUAUGUUGUUAAAAAACAUAUAGAGGAAAUCUAUUGUAAAUAUUGUCCAAAAGAAUGCAGUUUUGUGAGUGAAACCAACAUUUCUAAAUGUACCACUAUAUUUUACAGACAAUCCAAGAGUAGUCAAGGGCUACACACUAUUGUGAUCCUACAUCCAUAGGACAACGUGUUACUGUAUUUUUUGGUUAAAUGAAGGACAUUCCUAGUAAACGGUGUAAGUUUAUGGUUGGGUAGGAAUUGGGUAUAGCAGGCAUAAAGUUUGCUCCAGAUCUGGUAACCCAGAGCUUGGUUUGAAAUAAAAGACCAGUAAAAUGCUGGUUGGUUUCUAUGUUUAUAGAAUGGAAGCAGGCGGUAUUUAUGGGUUACUAGAAUGGGACCAAUUUGUUUCUAUGGGUUACUAGAAUGACAGCAGUUGGUUUCUAGGAUUUACUAGAAUGAAAGUGGUUGGUUUCAAUGGGUUACUAGAAUGGCACUGAUUGAUUUCUGAGGAUUACUAGAAUGGGAGCAGUUGCUUUCUAUGGGUUACCAGAAUGGGGGCAGUUGGCUUCAAUGGGUUACUAGAAUGGGACCGGUUGGUUUCUAUGGGUUACUAGAAUGGGACCGGUUGGUUUCUAUGUGUUACUAGAAUGGGACCGGGUGGGUUCUAUGGGUUACUAGAAUGGGACUGGUUGGUUUCUAUGGGUUACUAGAAUGGGACCGGUUGGUUUUUAUGGAUUACUAGACUGGGACCGGUUGGUUUCUAUGGGUUACUAGAUUGGGACCGGUUGGUUUCAUUGGGUUACUAGAAUGGGACUGGUUGGUUUCUGAGGGUUACUAGAAUGGGAGCGGUUGCUUUCUAUGGGUUACCAGAAUGGGGGCAGUUGGCUUCAAUGGGUUACCAAAAUGGGGGCAGUUGGCUUCAAUGGGUUACCAAAAUGGGGGCAGUUGGCUUCAAUGGGUUACUAAAAUGGGACCGGUUGGUUUCCAUGGGUUACUAAAAUGGGACCGAUUGGUUUCCAUGGGUUACUAGAAUGGGAACAGUUGGUUUCUAUGGGUUACUAGAAUGGGACCGGUUGGUUUCUAUGGGUUACUAGAAUGGGACCGGUUGGUUUCUAUGGGUUACUAGAAUGGGACCGGUUGGUUUCUUUGGGUUACUAGAAUGGGAGCAAACUUUGUUGUUGCUAAAUGAACAAUCCCCCAUAAGCUCAGGAUUUACCAAUGGAAAAAUGAGAGCACAACUGAAGUCUUUUCUCAUCCAGUGCAGUCUCAUUACACACAAACUUGUUAACUUUUUGAUAUAUUAACUUUAUUUUAAUACUGUGAUUUUUUUUAAUGCUGUACUGUUUUUGCACUUUAAUGAAGGCGUAAAAAAAUGGCAUCAUUUUACAAUAUUUAUAAUGGACAUGUUUGGUUUUGGUCUUGUACAUUCCCAGGAAAUACAGAGAUAUUGUCUUUA